AUGGUAAGGGAAGGAUUUGCAUCGGCAGCGCCUAUUCUUAUCCCCGCUGAGGAGUUCUGGGCAACUGAGUUUCCGAAUGGCCGUACAGUUCCGACAAACCUGGACGAUCUUGUCAUCUACGAGUUACAUGUCGGUUCGCUCGGCUUCGGAAAGACAACGAGCGGCGACUUGAGCGACGCUAUUCAGUUUCUGCAUCACCUGCGCAGACUCGGUGUAAAUGCGGUCGAACUGAUGCCCAUGGCUGAGUUUGGCGGGAAAGCGGGCUGGGGUUAUGGAAACACCCAUCACCUCUGCGUGGAGUCAAGCGCUGGUGGUCGUGACAAGUAUCGCCAUUUCGUGCGCGAGUGUCAUCAGAAUGGAAUUGCCGUCAUUCAGGACGUGUGUUACAACCACUACGAUUACUACGCAGACCGUGCUGAAUGGGCUUACGAUUCCACGCUUGCAGAGGAGAACAUCUACUAUUGGUAUGAAGGACCAAGGUCUCAGUACUCAGAUUCGUCUGGAGGCUACCUCGAUAAUGGUUCAAGCGGGUUCACUCCGCGGUUCUGGGACGAAAACAUUCGCCAGCAGUUCAUCAGUAGUGCCGCUUUCCUGGUCGAGGAAAUGCACGUCGAUGGACUCCGCGUUGACCUAACGGAUGCCAUUCACCGGGACAACAAGCUCCACGCUGAUGGGCGCCAGGUCGGCGCUGCCAAUGUAUACGGGCAGAAGUUUCUGCGUCAAUGGAGUCGAACGCUGCAUAUGAUUAAGCCGUCAGUGAUGCUGAUCGCGGAAGAUCACACAGGGUGGGAUGCAGUCACGAAACUACCAGAACAGGGUGGACUCGGAUUCCAGGUGAAGUGGGAGGUUGGUUUCUAUCACAGCCUUAUUGGCGAUUCGCACCAUUCGGCAGGUUGGCCUCGGCAGCUUUUGAAUGCAGGAUUCGGUGGAAACGACGCGCUCGAGUUCGAUAAGUUCUCUGGAACUCUCUACAACACGCAAUAUCAUCGGGUGGUUUUUCCCGAAUCACACGACGAAGCUGGUAACGCUGGAGGCACUGCUCGCACCAUAGUGGUCGCCGUUGGUCAUGCGCCUGUAUAUGGUCCAACACGCACCGUGGCCGAAGCCCGGUGCCGUCUGUGCUACGGUCUGUCGCUUCUCUCUGCAGCUACCCCUAUGUUCUUCAUGGGCGAGGAGGUGGGCGCUCAGAAGCCUUACACGUUCGACAACUUUGUCCACCACCGGGAAGACAUUACUGGACUGCGAGAUGGGAUAGGUGGAUUCAUGUUUCGUUUCUACCAGGAGCUAAUCAGUCUACGAAAGGAGCUAGCCUCUAUUCGAUCCCGCAACAUCGACAUCCUGCACCAGUCUAAUAGCAAUCGAGUAAUUGCGUUCAAGCGAUGGAGCGGCAACGAAGAGGUGAUUGUUGUGGGCAGCUUGAACAACUCAGCGUUCAGCAACGGAUACACGGUGUGGAAAGACGCCACGGCCAUUCCCAACGCGAGCUGGAAAGAGGUCUUCAACAGCGACUCCGCGUUCUAUGGCGGUCAGAACAUCGGAAACUACGGACAGGCGAUUCAGGUGACCGACAAUCGUCUUAAUGUUGUUUUACCUGCAAAUGGCUUUGUUGUGUUGGUAAAGCAGUAA
Messenger RNA from Coniosporium apollinis CBS 100218, 1626 nucleotides. RefSeq lists its product as uncharacterized. The record is from RefSeq and is a predicted model, not a curated record. Gene Ontology annotation, biological process: glycogen biosynthetic process. Gene Ontology annotation, molecular function: cation binding; 1,4-alpha-glucan branching enzyme activity. The transcript has a single exon. Lineage: Eukaryota; Fungi; Ascomycota; Dothideomycetes. Bases 1 to 1626 code for a protein of 541 amino acids.